GCCGCCGCCGCAGCCCGAGAGGAGCUGGGGGAGGACGGUGGCCCGCGAGGCUCGUCGCAGACAACGCGGCGGCGAUGUCCGCGAGCCAAGCGGGAGCCGCGGCGGCAGCGGCGGGGCCUCGUGCACUGCAGGGCGGCCUGGGCUUCGGCCUCCCUCCGGUUCCUAGGAAGCGGGCCGACGGCCAGCGCGGGAGCAUCAGCGGCAGAGACGGAGGCUCGGGCGCGUCUCUCUCCUCCCCUUGAGCCUGAGCCGGGGGAGGCCAGGCGGCCCGGGUGGCUGGAGGGGGGUCCGCUGCCCGAGAAUGGGAAUUCUCUUCACCAGGAUAUGGAGACUGUUCAAUCACCAGGAGCACAAAGUCAUCAUUGUCGGGCUGGAUAAUGCAGGAAAAACUACCAUCCUUUACCAAUUUUCUAUGAAUGAAGUCGUACAUACGUCCCCAACAAUAGGAAGUAAUGUAGAAGAGAUAGUGAUUAAUAAUACACGUUUUCUAAUGUGGGAUAUUGGUGGCCAAGAAUCUCUUCGUUCUUCGUGGAACACUUACUAUACUAACACAGAGUUUGUAAUAGUUGUUGUGGACAGUACAGACAGAGAAAGGAUUUCUGUAACUAGAGAAGAACUCUAUAAAAUGUUAGCCCAUGAGGACCUAAGGAAAGCUGGAUUGCUGAUUUUUGCUAAUAAACAAGAUGUUAAAGAAUGCAUGACUGUAGCAGAAAUCUCCCAGUUUUUGAAACUAACUUCUAUUAAAGAUCACCAGUGGCAUAUCCAGGCAUGCUGUGCCCUUACUGGCGAGGGAUUAUGCCAAGGACUUGAAUGGAUGAUGUCACGACUUAAGAUUAGAUGAUCUCUACUGACCUCUCUCAUAGACUUUGUAUAAAGGAAGUGCUGGACUUUACGUGAAAGCUGCAAAAAUGAAUGGUUUAGAUAUAUUUAUAAUAAACUGAUUUAAACAUUUAAACUUUUUCUAUAAGAAGAAAAAUUAAGACCACUUAUUUGAAAACAAAGAUUGUCUCACCCUUCAGUCUGCUUUCUCAUUAGUUCCUUCCAAAGCAAGGUCUUAAAGCUGUGAUUGACAUUUUUCUCAUAAAGAAUCCUCUCAGGACGGUGUGUAGCCUGUGGUAAGUACAAGGGGAGAGGAGGACAUUUUUAACUUUAAGAGCUUUAUUAUCAGUGUAACCCUCCCUAGUUGAAUGUUGUUCUCUUCCUGUUCCAUUAUGUCAAAAUACAAAUCACAGAUACUUAGUUUCCAAUAUUUUAAAACGUAAUGUUACUUAUGAAAAGUGUUUUGCAUAAGGUUGUGUAUGUAUUGUGUAUAUACCUCAAGUUCAAGUUAAUGGCUUUGAUUUAUGUUCUUACAAAAAGCAAAUAACACAAAAAUUAAUAAUAUCCUUAGUUAUAUAACCAUAAUGAGAUGAGUACUGGCAUUGGUGGUAAGAGCCAUUUUGUACUUCCAUGUUCUCCGUAUCAUACUAACCAACCCCAAAAUCAUUGAGCUGCUCUUAAAAAAAAAAGAAAAGAAAAAGAGAAGAAAAAGCUUGACUUUGUAUAUCUGAUUUUUUUGUUGACCAAAUCACACACAUGGAAACAUGUAAUCCAAGUGAGUGGAAUAUCUGUCAUGUUCUUGACUUAGUAUUACUAAUGGGCAGAAGUGCAUGUGGAGCAAUUAUCAGAUUGCUCCCUUUAUUGGACCUUAUGCCAUCUAAAUUUACUGAGUAAAUUAUUAAUCCAUUAAUCAGGCAAUCAUUACUUGUGAUUAAAAUUAUCGAGUGAUUUUUUUCAGCAUUAAUUGGAAACUUGUGUGAAAUAUGUCUACCCAGAGAAGUAUCACACUAUAAAUAUUAUCAAAUAAUUUAGCUACAGUCUUUUUAGAUAUUAAAUUGUAUGUCAAAUAUUUAAAGUGAAUUUGAGAUGAAAAGUAAAGCAUAUUUUCUAAGCAACAAAGAUAAUUUCUUAAUUUGAAAAUUUCAUAUUUCUUAACUUAGGAGUUAGAACGGUUUGAGGGUUUUUUUGUGUCUGUAAGUUUUCUUUUAUCAUCUUACACCACAUGAAUGCACUGUUUGACAGUUACAAAAUAUGAAUCUUUUUUAAUGCUUUUAAGGAUUUGGUUUAAAAAUUGAUAAAACGUAAUGUAUUAUUUUUACUAAGAAGUAACUUGGCCCCCAAACCUUUUAUGUUUCCUGAGUUUUGUUUGUUUGUGUGUUUUUUCCCCAGCAUCUAGAAGUCUAAGAUAUUUGUUAUAAAUGUAAACAAACUUAUCCUAAAUGUGUUAAAAUAUAUUCUUGGGUACUCUGUUGUUAUAUCUUUCAUGCCCUGAAAAUCUGAUGACUAAUCCAAAACUGGCAUGUUUUAGAAUAUUCAAGAAAACAAAAACUACUUUUAAUACCAGCCUUUUAGAUUUCAAAGAUUUUGAUGAGAAAUAAUAAGUAUUGACAAAACUUUGAAAGUUCCUUUUUAUAAAAUAUAAGAUACUCAUUAUAUAAAUCCAAAUCAGGCAUGGGAGAUUAGUGUUUAAAAUCAGAUGUUUUGUGUUUUAUAUUUGUAUUAUAAUGUUCAAAAUACAAGUAUAACAUUUUAAUAUUUGUCAGCUUGCUUUUACAAAAGUAUUGGGUUGGCCAAAAAAUUUGUUCUGGUCUUUCUGUGAAAUGUUAUGGAAAAAACCCAAAUGAACUUUCUGGCCAACCCAAUAAAUCCUAAAUUACUAGGCUUUAUUUGUUCAUAUGUCUUCAUACUUUUUCAAAUCACCAUAAGGAAUUGCUUGUAUAUGAAAAACCCAAAACUAUUUUGUAGAUGCUGCAGUGUCAUCAGAGACAAAUAUUCUGUAAAGUAGCCCAACAAAUCCAUACCUUUUAUCCUUUUUGUCUUCUGGUUUGAAUAAUCAUGGAUUAGUCCCUUGAAUUGCUACCACAUCAGUUCAGCAAUAUACCAGCACAUUCCCUUGUCAUCAAGGUGUUGGCUAAAAUUUAUUCUCAAUUGGAUGUUUAAAGCACGUACUGCAUUUUUACAGUUGGUUUAGUGAUUGACAUGGCAUUGUGAGAAUGCAUGAAAUCUUAUACCACAUUUAUAAAACAUGCUUUUUUUGUUAUAGUGUACCUUCUUGGCCAAGCAUAAAAAAUAAGGUGGUAGCUUUAUACUUGUGCAUAAAACCAAAAUUACAAUGGGAAAAAUUUUUUAAUUUGUGUAUGAAAAUAUAUCAAAAUAAUUGUAACAGUAUUACUUCCAAAUAAUAUGAAGAGCCUCAUGAAUAGUCAUAUUCGUGAUUUAUAUGUAAUUUUUAAGUGGAAUUAAGCAAACGGCAAUGCUUUUGGUUUUUUAACUUGCUACUUUUGGGUGUAAACAAACAUCUUAUUUAGGGUUAUUAUGCUCAGCUUUGAAAAGAACAAAGCAUCAUACCUCUGUACAUGUGGCUAGAUUUAAAUAUCCUAUGUUUGAUACUAAUUUUGAAAGUUGUAUAACUUUGCCCGAUAUCUUGGUAAAAGUAACCAUAUUGCUAUAUGCAUUUAAAUACGUUUCAUUUUGUCAUAUUACAUUCAGAAAGUUUAUCCUACACAUUCUAAUGAGGAUUGUUUGAAAUUUUUAGUUCUACUUUCUUUGGCCCUCAUGGAUGGGCAAACAAUACAUUGAAGGCGGGUGGUUUGGGAGGCAAGGGAAAGUGGGUAGGGAAUAUGACAUGUUGCCUUAAGAAUAAAAAAGUGCUUCAGCACUGCUGUCUGGCAUUUUUAAUGCAGGUAAUUAAAGUGAUUUUAGAAGCAUGGCAUGGAACAGAAAAGAAUUUCUGUCUUCUGGUCUUCAAGUGCCUAGUAGGUAGUGACGUUGAGAUCACAGAGACGUGCAGGGCACUGAGGAAAGGCAGGAAGUCCCUGAGAUGUUCUUUUCUUUUUUGUCUGAGUGUAUAGUAUUAAGAUGCCUAGAAAUGGGAUUCUGUUUCCCCUCUCGUAGGCACUUUACAUUUCUUGCUGUGACUACAGCAACCACAUACAGUACAGACAACCUCAAAAUUUGUUUAUAUUAGUGUAAAUAGAAAAAUUGUAGACAGCUUUCUAGUUUUCUCUGCAGGCAUUUUUGGGAAUGUAUCUGUAGUGUGUUCUACUUGGUAUAUAGGGGAUAGCAGCACAUCCCAGGUUAUCUGUGGACUUUGGGGUCUUCUCUCAGUUGCCCAGUUGUAUCCUGAAUCAGUCCAUCUUUCAAGGCUGGGUAGAGACAAGGUUUCUUUGCAUGACUUAAUUUUGAACCCUCCCACUGUCCAAAUAGAAUCUGGAACGUCUUGAUUCAGGAUUGGCUUUCCCAUAGCUCAGCCAUCCCCUGCUCUCCUGUAUCUUCAUUCCCCAUCAGUGAAGAUAUGUUAUCUUGGUCCUUGGAUAUUCUAAACUUUACCUAUGUCCAUUGUUCUCCAAACUGCUAGUUUCUAAGUUGGUUCUCUGGUUCUUUGCUAUCCUCCACUGGUUGAUUCAUUGAUUUGCACUUUGCUCAUUAGAGAAUAUUGUCAGAGUUGUUGAGUACAUCACCAGACUGGCUUGCUGUGUGCACAGCACAUAAAUACCAGCAGUAGAGUCCUUUAAAUUAUACUGUAGUUAACAUCUUAAUACUUCUUAAUCUUAGCUUCUCACACUGAAAGGUAGAUUCUGAAAGAUAGGAGAACUACCUAGACUGCCAGCUCUUUGAGCUACUGGUUUGCUACGUGAAAGGGGUUAAAUUGUAUGUAUAUUAUCUUCCCAUUACCAAAAAAUGGGUUACAUUUUGAAGAAUAUCAGCACAAAUAAUUUGAGUUGGAAAAAGACACCAAACUAAAUUCAUAUGUAGUGUUUUUAACCUGAAGACAUCCCCACAUCCUUAAAACCGUAGACCUCAUUCCAUUUUUUUCUUCAUGUUUACUUAAAGAACAAAGAUAAACAUUGGCUGUCUAAAGGAAUUAGUAAUAAGGAGCCUGUCUUUACAAAAUGAAUCCGUUGAAAUGGACUUUGAAAAACAUCAAUAUUAUCAGUCAUCAUGUGUUGACACUAUAGACGCAAACAUAAUAUACAAAAUACUUUUUUUUAAAGUUCCACUUAUACAAAAAUAAAACUUCUAUAUCAUGCUCCCUCAAAGAAUGUAUGAUAAUUUUAAGACCAGAAUGGUGGCAUAAAAGAAAGACAGAAUUUAAAAACUUUGGAUGCUAAAAAGUGACUGUUUCUAUUAAACCCUAAAAUUGUGUGUAGAAUUGUGAAGAAAUUGUAACCGGAUACAGUUGGGUAAAUUAUGCACUAUUUCUUAUCAAUUGUUUAGCCCUUGUGUAUUGUCCUAAACACUAAAGUUUAAAUCUUUAUGGUCUUGCCCAUUAGAUAUUGUGUUCUUUGGUAGAGAAUUCCCACAGUCUGUACUCAGCAAGUGCCUAAAAUUGAUUUGUGUUGAUUUUUAAGUCCAUCUAAUAAAUUAUAUGUGUUUUCUAUGGUA
This is a messenger RNA of Hippopotamus amphibius kiboko, 5424 nucleotides long. RefSeq names its product ADP ribosylation factor like GTPase 5A (gene ARL5A). Lineage: Eukaryota; Metazoa; Chordata; Mammalia; Artiodactyla; Hippopotamidae. The record is from RefSeq and is a predicted model, not a curated record. Gene Ontology annotation, biological process: intracellular protein transport; protein localization to Golgi membrane; vesicle-mediated transport. Bases 302 to 841 code for a protein of 179 amino acids. Gene Ontology annotation, cellular component: trans-Golgi network; cytoplasm. The transcript is spliced from 6 exons. Gene Ontology annotation, molecular function: GTP binding; GTPase activity.